GCGUGGCCUCGAUUUCCUAAGAGUCUCUGUAGAAGCUGAAAUCCAUCAAUCACCGUUCUUCAAAAUGCAAUGGAAUGUACCAAGGUCUGUAUUCCGAGUGGCACAUAGGACAUGCAUGGAACCACAUAAAGCCAAUCUUUUUGGACACUGUCAAAACAUAAAGGGACCAUUACUUUUGUAUAAAGCUGAAUCCAGAGUAGUUUUGGUACAGGGCCCUCAAAAACAAUGGCUACAUUUAUCUGCUGUCCAGUGUGUUGCAAAGGAAAGGAAGCCAUUCACUGCUCAUCCACCCCAACCAGGGGUCCUUCACCAUAAACAGUGGGAGCAAGAUAUUUUAUCCAAGAGGGUUAUGUCAUCCAGUGCCACAUCCCCUGGAACUCCUUCGGAAAAAAAGGAAGAACCUGAUCCUUUACAAGACAAAUCUAUUAGUCUUUAUCAACGAUUUAAGAAAACAUUUAGACAAUAUGGAAAAGUUUUGAUUCCAGUGCAUCUAAUAACUUCUGGUGUUUGGUUUGGAACAUUUUAUUAUGCAGCCAUAAAAGGCGUGAAUGUUAUUCCUUUUCUAGAACUCAUUGGGUUACCGGACAGCAUAGUAAACAUUCUGAAAAAUUCCCAAAGUGGAAAUGCACUAACAGCAUAUGCCUUGUUUAAGAUUGCAACACCUGCCCGAUAUACUGUGACUUUGGGAGGAACCUCCUUCACUGUGAAGUACUUGCGUAACCGGGGCUACAUGUCGACACCGCCUCCUGUUAAGGAGUAUCUACAAGACAGGAUGGAAGAGACCAAGGAGCUUCUCACAGAGAAAAUGGAAGAAACAAAGGAUAGACUCACUGAAAAAUUACAAGAAACCAAAGAAAAAGUUUCUUUUAAGAAAAAAGUGGAAUAGGGUGCCUUCUAUAACAGGUGAUAGACAAUUUCUGCACUUUAACCCUUUGGAAACUAUGGACAAAGAUACAUGAUCCUGAUUAUUUUUUUGGUUAGUUGCCUAAAUAUACCAGUUCUCUGAGGGUUAAAGACCUAAGAUACCUUUUUAAAGUUAAAUAUUACUAGAAAAAUCAGUGUCUUUUGAAAAGAAAAAAUGAACCCAGUAUAAGAAUUGAACAUGAAUAGCAGCAUGAAGCAGUGGUUAGUGUCUCUCAAGUCAGAGCUCUUUUUUCGGGGUCUUCAGAAUCAUACUUGCUUUGUGUUUUGUUGCAGCUAUAAUUUAUGCAGAUGAAGCAGUUGACUCCUUGGAUAACUGAUGUGGCCCUAGACAGGGUGUUAACACUGGGUUUUCAUCUUGAUGUUAUUCAUUGAGCUUUUAACUAUAUACAUCUCUUAAUGUGGAAACCAAUAUUACCGUCAAAACUGCCAGUGAAUAAGAGGAUACUUAGUGUUUCUGUAAAAACAGUAUAUAACAGUUAUAUACCAGUUAAAAUACACAUUUUAUAUGAAGGAACUUGAAUAAAAAUGGAGUCCUGUAUAUGUAAAUAAGAUGUAUUGGUUACAUGUAAAUGAAAAAUUGACCCUUGAAAAAUGAUUUUUACCUGAAGCUUGUCAGUUUUUUUAAAGCAAAUAUAUAUGGCUAUGGUACUUUUUCACCUAAAACAUAAAUCUCUACUUUGAAUCAUUUGUGUUCUCUUCAACUAUUUUUCAGAGGAAAAGUGAAAAUAAUGUGAUACCUUAAGUUUAUUGUUGAAAUCAAAUAUUCUUAAGCCAUGACUCAAGUUUGUGGUUCUUGAGCAGAUACAGGUGUGGGAGGAUGGAAAGUGCCAUCAGGUUGUUCCAGAGCUGACCCCCCCAACCCCCGCCACGUGGCAGGUUUGUCUCCACAGGCCAACACUCUCAGUGUCUGUUUCAGAGUUAAUGCUGAUUUCAUUGUGCAGUGAAUUUUUAAAUGUAGCUGCUUUUUCCCUUAGACUGAAAUAGAGCUUUUCCCUUAUAUUGAAAUAUGCUUGAGCAUUUUACUUGAAUUUUUUUUUAAUAGCAAAGCUAUCAUUAAAUUAUCUGCUUGGAAUAAAAUUCAGCCAUUGUCAGAUAUGAGAGUUGCCAUGAUUGUGUGAGUGUGUUUGAAGAUGUAUGUGUCUGUUUUGCUCUAACUGCUUUUACUUCAGUUCUAACUCUUGACUUGAUAUUCAGAAGACAGGAUGGCCUCUUUCUAGACCUAUCAUUGUUUUGAGCGAUGUGAUAAGGCAAGAGAAUGUCAGAGGGACUUCCAGAAGCAAUCCUGUGGGGAUCGCUGCUGUUGGGCAGGAUUUUUGUAUUAAAUAUUUAGUUUGGCCAAAUUUGGGGAAUAAUUUAAAGGAAAAAAUGUUUGCAUUUGAUACAUCUAAUCAUUAUAUUGGAACACUUGGUAAGUUAAUAUGCUGUGAUUGGAAUCUCUGCCGUUUUUGGGGGAGGGCAGGGCAGAGCAGUGACGGGGCCCACUGUGGCCCUGCCACACACACUCUUGAUCAGGCAGAAUGGUUUGGUCUCCAGACACACAACUGAACACAUAAUUUCAGAUUGACAGUGCAUUUCAAAUCUAAACACUGUUUCCAUGUUUUAGUUUGCUUAUUAAAUCACGUUUUUGCAGAUUAUUAAA
Molecule: messenger RNA, 2563 nt
Organism: Neomonachus schauinslandi (Hawaiian monk seal)
Lineage: Eukaryota; Metazoa; Chordata; Mammalia; Carnivora; Phocidae
Gene: MIMS1
Product: family with sequence similarity 210 member A
Exons: 4
Coding region: 65-886 (273 amino acids)
Cellular component (GO): mitochondrion
Source: RefSeq, a predicted model, not a curated record